Molecule: messenger RNA, 4109 nt
Organism: Tarenaya hassleriana
Lineage: Eukaryota; Viridiplantae; Streptophyta; Magnoliopsida; Brassicales; Cleomaceae
Product: kinesin-like protein KIN-4A
Exons: 25
Coding region: 509-3622 (1037 amino acids)
Biological process (GO): microtubule-based movement; mitotic spindle organization
Molecular function (GO): ATP binding; microtubule motor activity; microtubule binding
Source: RefSeq, a predicted model, not a curated record
AGUGAAAAAAAAGUCAGGUGGAGUCGUGGAGAUUGCAGUGGAGACGAAGGAAAAUGAUAGUGUAAAGUGGUUAUUGUCGUUGCAGUUGCUCUCCUCACUUUUGCACCAAAUAUUGUCUAUUUCCAUAACUACCCUUUUCUCUCUCUAGAAAACCCCACCCCCCCUCUCUCUCUCUUGAAGUUCCAGCACAACUCAUACCACAGAGCGCAUACAUUUGUCUGCAAAACCCACCACUCUGCUCUUCUCCUUCACUCUCCAUCCAUUUUUUUUUUCUGGGUUUCUAAAAUUUUCUCACCGAUUUUUUUUCUCGGGUUUUGCUGAAGAUUCAAGGGAUUGAAGACAUAUAUAUACCCAAUAAUACCCAUAUAUAUACAAAGCUUUUUUUUUUUGUUUGGAAGUUUGCUGAUUUCGCAGACAAUCGGACAUUGCUUGAGAUCGGUGUUCUUUCUUUCUCUCUCCGUGUCGGCUUGUCCUGUCUCCGUGUCUCUGUGUCUGAGUUUGUCUCGCCAUGGAAGCUGCUGCGGCUAUGGCGGCGGAGGAUUGUUGUGUAAAAGUAGCUGUCCAUAUCAGACCGCUCAUCGGCGACGAGAAGGUCCAAGGCUGUAAAGAUUGUGUCUCUGUCGUGCCGGGAAAACCGCAGGUGCAACUUGGAUCACAUUCCUUUACAUUCGAUCAUGUCUAUGGGAGCAAUGGCUCUGCCUCUGCAGCCAUGUAUGAAGAAUGUGUCGCAUCGCUCGUUGAUGGUUUGUUCCAGGGGUACAACGCCACUGUUCUUGCUUAUGGACAGACGGGUUCGGGUAAAACGUAUACGAUGGGUACCGGCUCUAAAGACGGCAGCCAAAUGGGGAUAAUCCCUCAAGUUAUGAAUGCUCUGUUCAGCAAGAUGGAGAAUCUGAAACGUCAGACCGAGUUCCAGAUUCAUGUUUCUUUUAUUGAGAUUCAUAAGGAAGAUGUCCGAGAUUUGCUGGAUCCUUGCGCCGUUAACAAAUCAGAUGCGGCCAAUGGACACGUAGGUAAAGUAGCAACCGUUCCUGGCAAGCCGCCGAUACAGAUCCGGGAGUCGUCAAACGGUGUUAUUACAUUAGCAGGAUCUACAGAAGUGAGUGUCAGUACGCUGAAAGAGAUGGCCGCUUGUCUGGAACAAGGGUCGGCCUGUAGAGCUACCGGUAGCACAAAUAUGAACAAUCAGUCCAGUCGGUCCCAUGCCAUUUUCACCAUCACCGUAGAGCAGAUGCGAAAACUCAAUCCAGAUUCCCCGGAAAAGGGGUCUUGCAACGAGGGCAUGAACGAAGAAUAUCUCUGUGCGAAGUUGCAUCUAGUAGACCUUGCUGGUUCUGAACGAGCCAAGAGAACUGGUUCCGAUGGUUUGCGGUUUAAGGAAGGUGUCCACAUAAACAAAGGCCUCCUCGCCCUCGGUAACGUUAUCAGUGCACUUGGUGACGAGAAAAAACGUAAGGAAGGUGUCCAUGUUCCAUAUAGAGACAGCAAACUUACCCGGCUUUUGCAGGAUUCGCUCGGGGGAAACAGCAGAACUGUCAUGAUAGCAUGCAUAAGUCCUGCAGAUAUAAAUGCCGAGGAAACACUCAACACUCUGAAAUACGCAAACCGUGCUCGAAACAUUCGGAACAAGCCUGUUGUUAACAGAGACCCGGUGUCCAGUGAAAUGCUGAAAAUGCGGCAGCAGCUUGAGUUUUUACAGGCGGAGCUCUCUUUGCGAAAUGGAGGAUCCUCUUGUGGCGAAGUACAGGUUCUCAAAGAAAGGAUUGCUUGGCUUGAAGCUGCAAACGAGGACCUUUCCCGCGAACUUCAUGAAUACCGAAGCAGAUGCCCUUCUGCAGACCAUUCCGAGAAAGACAUGCAAGCUGAUGGACUUGUUGCCCUUGUAAAACCCGACGGGCUGAAAAGGAGCUUGCAUAGUAUAGAAUCCCCAGAUUAUCCCAUGGGUGAAGCCACAAUAGGUGAUUCGAGGGAAAUAGACGAAGUGGCAAAGGAGUGGGAGCACAAGCUCUUGCAGAACAGUAUGGACAAGGAGUUGCAUGAGUUGAACCGUCGUUUAGAGGAGAAAGAGUCGGAGAUGAAACUCUUUGGAGGGUAUGAUCCGGUGGCACUCAAGCAACAUUUCGGAAAGAAGAUUGCAGAGUUGGAGGAUGAAAAAAGAUCUGUUCAGGAAGAAAGAGAUCGUUUGCUGGCAGAAAUCGAGAAUCUUGCUGCGAAUUCCGAUGGUCAAGCUCAGAAGUUGCAAGACGUGCAUUCCCAGAAGUUAAAAGCCCUCGAAGCACAGAUCUUGGAUCUCAAGAAAAAGCAGGAGAACCAGGUUCAGCUACUGAAGCAGAAACAGAAGAGCGAUGAAGCGGCUCGGAGGUUACAGGAAGAAAUCCAAUCCAUCAAGGCACAAAAGGUUCAGCUUCAGCACAGAAUGAAACAAGAGGCGGAACAGUUUCGGCAGUGGAAAGCUUCUCGGGAGAAGGAACUUUUGCAGUUACGAAAAGAAGGGAGAAAGAACGAGUACGAAAGGCACAAGCUUCAGGCUUUAAAUCAGCGCCAGAAACUGGUUCUUCAGAGGAAGACAGAAGAGGCUGCAAUGGCUACCAAGAGAUUGAAAGAACUGUUGGAAGCUCGGAAAUCUUCUGCACGCGAGAAUUUAGCCGGUGCAAAUGGCUAUGGAACAAAUGGUCAGUCCUUGCAGCGUUGGCUUGACCACGAGUUGGAAGUCAUGGUGAACGUGCACGAAGUUCGUUACGAAUACGAAAAGCAAAGCCAAGUACGAGCAGCUCUGGCUGAAGAGCUGGCCGUGUUACGCCAAGUGGACGAGUUUGCAGUGAAAGGAAUAAGCCCUCCUAGAGGAAAGAACGGAUUCGCCCGGGCAUCGUCUUUGUCGCCUAAUGCAAGGAUGGCGAGAAUAUCAUCGCUCGAAAACAUGCUCUGUAUAUCGUCUAACUCGCUAGUUGCGAUGGCUUCACAGCUUUCGGAGGCGGAAGAACGGGAACGCGCUUUUAUAAACCGCGGCCGCUGGACCCAUUUACGAUCGAUGGGAGAGGCAAAGAAUUUGCUUCAGUAUAUGUUCAACUCUCUUGCAGAAGCAAGAUGCCAAUCUUGGGAGAAAGAUUUGGAAAUCAAGGAGAUGAAGGAUCAGUUCAAAGAAAUCGUCGGCCUUUUGAGGCAGAGUGAACUACGGAGGAAAGAAGCCGAGAAAGAACUGAGGUUACGAGAGCAAGCUGUUGCAACUUCAUUAGCUUCGUCUCCGUUGGGAACGCCACCGAGUUCAGUGAAGCAUUUACCCGACGAGAUGAGCGGACCGCCUUCUCCAAUGUCGGUGCCAGCACAGAAACAGCUGAAAUUUACCCCGGGAAUCGCUAACGGGAAAGUGAGGGAGUCGGCCUCGUUCUUACAUCCGAACAAGAAGAUGGUACCGGCGGGGCAAGUGUCCAUGAGGAAACUAGCGGCGGUCGGGCAACAGAGCGGGAGGCUAUGGAGGUGGAAGAGAAGCCAUCACCAGUGGAUUGUUCAGUUUAAGUGGAAGUGGCAGAAGCCAUGGAGACUGUCUGAAUGGAUCAAACACAGCGACGAGACACUCCUCAAGGCGAAGCCUCGUCCCAAGGCUCUGCCUAACAAGAUUCAGUAAUCAAACCUCCUUUCACGAGGCCGAGAUUUUCGUUAACGUUCAGUCUUUUCUGCCGAAGAAUUUCGGACAUAUAUGGAUAAGAUCAUACAAGUGUGCAGGGACUGGACUGGAAUUAGGGUUUGUGAAGUAGGAAGCCUUUUUUUUUUCUGGGUGUGUUUACAGAGUUUGGAAGAACCGCCAUGACCAGUGUUGGAAGCUGGAGAUGGUUCAGCCAUGGCUAACAGGAAAGACAGAUGGGAUAGGAGUCAGUUCUGAUCUGUUCUGUUAUGUUAAUAUGUUUUUUGACAUUGAAAAAAGAAAACAUCAUAAAGAAGCUCUCUCACAUCCACGUCUGCAGAUAUUUGCCUAUCAUAAGUUCAUUUGUUCGUUUAUUUUCUUGUAACCAGUAGUGUUCUUUUAAUGUGUGUAAGUCUCUUACCAUAUUACAAACAUUAAGAUUUGUAAGAUCCUGAUCUUUAUACCAUAAAAUGAGUUUUCAAAACUCUCA